This is a messenger RNA of Geodia barretti, 11672 nucleotides long. Lineage: Eukaryota; Metazoa; Porifera; Demospongiae; Tetractinellida; Geodiidae. The record is from the annotation of a GenBank genome assembly.
CAGCUAUUGACUGUGGUUCACUAGAAGAUCCACUGAAUGGAAAAGUGGAUGCACCUAACACUACAUAUGCAUCUUUCGCAAGAUAUUCCUGUUUUGAUGGAUAUGCUCUUGUCGGAGAAAGCAUGAGGGCCUGUCUCAUUACUUCUUUGUGGUCUGGCAGUGAGCCACAAUGCCUCUUGACUCCAAACAUAACUGAAACAUCAGAGGAUAUGGUAGCGAACAGAGGGCAAAAUGUGACACUCAGAUGUAGUGGAACUGGAGAUACUCCACUCAAUGUGUCAUGGGUAGCCCCAUCUGGUGAAGUUCACAAUGUUCUCCACAGCAAAGAGGAAGGAGUAUCUGGUCUAUUCUGGGUAGCUCAAGGUUUCGUUGUUACUAUUUUCAGUGAUACUGAUGGUGGUACAUACACAUGUAUCGCUGAAAAUGAAGGAGGCAGUGCCAAUUCCUCAGUAGUGGUGUAUAUUGCUCCAUACUUUAUAAAUGAGCCACUUGAUGUAUUUGCUACUAAUGGGAGUUUUCAAAGUGUCACCUGUUGGGGCUGGAGCAUUUCCUUCACCCUGACUACUUGUGGGUGGCUACAGGGAUAGCAAUGGUCACAGAAAGUGAUUCAGCAGCUGAAGCAUAUUUAGGAAGUGGUGGAAGCAGUUCUGAUAGUUUUUUCAGUGGUUCAGGGAGUGGUGACUCUUUUGUGCAUGAGAUUCUGACAGAAAAUGAAACUCUUAUUUUUGAUCCUGUCACUUUCGGUGAUGAAGACUUUGUCUACUGGUGUUUUGUCUACAAUGAGUUUGGAGUCAUUUACAAGAGCAUCAAUGUCACAGUGUCUCCAGAAGGAAGUGUUUCUGUCACAUCUGACAAGGAGAUAUAUGAUAAUGAAGAUAGUGCAGUGUUGACAUGCACACACCUUGGGGGACCUGGAAAUAUUGUACAGUGGCUGAGAAAUGGUUCACUUGAAGCAGGGAACGCAAACAAUACAUUUGCUAUUGAGGAAGUGGUAAUUGGAGAAAUGUUUACAUGUAUAGUAACUAAUCUCGCCGGUGAAGGUCGUAAUGGUAUUGUUAUAAACGUAGCUCCAAUAAUUAUUUCAAACCCUGCAAGCAUUUUUACUGUUGUCAACCAGAGUGUGGAAUUCUGCUGCAGCAUUAGCUCCUACCCACCACCACUGUAUGAGUGGUUCAAGGUGAAUGGCUCACUACCAGCCAAUAUUGAGAAAGGUAGCUGUCUUCUCAUGAACCAAGUCAGUUUUGGUGAUGAGGGAGAAUACUACUGUAUCGGCACUUCAAACAGUCUCUCCAUCACAUCCCAACCAGCUGUUCUUACUAUAUCACCAGAAGGGAGUGUUUCAAUAGUGUCGGAUAAAGAGGUGUAUGAUGUUGAAGAUGCUGCAGUGUUGACAUGCAUACACCUUGGAGGACCUGGAAAUUGGAUACAGUGGCUGAGAAAUGGUACACUUCUAGCACAAGAAGCAGCUGAUGCAAUUAACAUUGAGAGGCUAGUAGUUGGAGAGGUGUUCACGUGUAUAGUUACUAACCAUGCUGGGGAGGAUCGUGAUGAUAUCAUUCUGAAUAUUAUAUCACCCACAUUUUCAUCACAACCUUCAAGCAUCUUUACUCUUGUCAACCAGAGUGUGGAAUUCUGCUGCAGCAUUAGCUCCUACCCACCACCACUGUAUGAGUGGUUCAAGGUGAAUGGCUCACUACCAGCCAAUGUUGAGAUCAGUAACAGUAGCUGUCUUCUCGUGAACCAAGUCAGUUUUGGUGAUGAAGGAGAAUACUACUGUGUCGGCACUUCAAACAGUCUCUCCAUCAUAUCUUCCACGGCCAUUCUUACUAUAUCACCCUAUGGCAGUGUCAGAGUGUCACCUCACAAUGUUGUAUUCAACAAUGGAGAUUCAGUCAACCUGACAUGUCUGGCAGAUGGAGGACCUGGGAACACUUACCAGUGGACCUUCAAUGGAAGCCUUUUAGAUAACCGAAACGAUCACUUGGUACUACCAUUCAUUGAUGCAAGUGAAAUUGGUGGCGAUUAUACUUGUACUGUUACUAAUGCAGCUGGUAAUGGUAGCGAUUUUACUGUUGUCAAUGUGUAUCCAACCAUCACUUUACAACCUUCUGAUACCUUUGUCACUCCAUUUGCAAAUGGAAUGCUAAAUUGUGAAGCUGUUGCCUUUCCAUACCCAGACUAUACCUGGGUCCAUGUGGAACAACUAUACACUCCAUUUGCCUCUGGAUGGAAUACGUCCACGUUAACAUUUAAUGCCACAGACUACAUUGAGGGGUCAGAGGGAGACUAUUACUGCAAAGCAACAUCUAACGGAGUGUCUAUAGAAACAGAAAGUGCUACUGUGUUUGUUUUUCCACAUAAUGUCCACAUAAACUCAACGACACUUGAAUUUGCAUAUGAAGAAGGAGACACUUUAUACUUGAGCUGCAUGCAUGAUGGAGGACCUAACAAUGCCUACUUUUGGUGGAUAAAUGGACAACAGCUGAGAGAGACCAGUAUGACUCUCAUCCAUACUAUCACACUAGCCGAUGAAGGUGGUGGUUUCUACAACUGCCAAGUCAGCAAUCCAGCAGGGCAGAACAGUAAUGGGAUUUAUGUAUACACAUUCCCUACAAUAUUUGCUCCACCAGUUGAUACGUACGCUCUUGUGGGUGGAGUUGCAAACUUCACCUGUGGUGCCAGGGGGUUCCCUGCACCUUCUUACGCCUGGUCUAAGACAGAUGGUAGUCUUCCUAAUACCAGCACCAUACUGACUGUUGAAGGUGGUUUCUCCAGACUGGUUAUAUCCCUAGUAGAGGUAGAGCACCAUGGUGAGUACAACUGCAUCGCUUCUGGUAGAGGUAGUGACCAGUAUUCUGCUGUUUUGACAGUGUUCCAGGAAGAUGGGGUAAUGGUUUCUUCAAGUCAACCCAUCUAUUCUGAAAAAGAUAAUGCAACUCUAACAUGCACCUCAUUUGGUGGACCUGAAAACUCUUUCCAGUGGUUCAAAGAUGGAGCUGCCAUUACUCAAGUGGUAACAGGAGAGAAUAAUACCAAUGUCCUAGUGAUCUACAAUGUCACUGCUUCUACUCAUGGUGGGGUGUACACAUGUGUUGUCAAUAACUCUGCUGGUAACAGUAGCGAGAGUAUUAGUCUCAAUGUUGCACCACAGUUUAGUCAGUCACCACAGGAUGUACUCACAAGAGUUGGUGAGACUGUACAAAUGGUGUGUGAAGCAGUAGCCUACCCUCAGCCAACCUAUCAGUGGGAAAGGCUGAAUGGAGAUUUACCUGCUAAUGUUACUGCCAGCAACAGUACAACACUGACACUUCAGUCAAUUGAUUAUGAAGAUGAGGGCUCUUAUUUAUGUACUGCAACUACAAAUGGAGAGUCUAUUCAAGCUGCAGCAUCUCUAAUAGUGUCACCUGAAGGCGGUGUCUCUGUAUCACCUGAUCAUGUUGUAGUUGACGGUAACCAGACUAGACUAAUACUCACCUGCACAUCCUUAGCUAUGUUUAGGGUGAUAUUCCAGUGGAGAUAUGGUGAUAUUCCUAUAGUCAGUGAAGCAUUGCAGACACUGGUACUGAAUGACAUCACACCAAGUGAAGAUGGUGGACACUAUGAAUGCAUUGUAACUAAUGCAGCAGGGAAUGGAUCAAACAGUGCAACUGUUCUCUUUAGUCCAGUCAUAACAGCAAACCCCAUUCAUCAAACAGCAUCAAAUAGCUCCGACAGCAUCAGCUUUAACUGUUCUGCUACUGGCUAUCCCCAACCAACAAUCCAGUGGUUUAGACAGAAUCAUGAAUCUCUUCCAUCCAAUAGUUAUGUCAGUGAUUAUGCAGACACCUCAAUUUUGACAAUUUAUACUCCUGAGUUUGGAGACGAGGGAUACUAUUACUGUUCUGCUUUAGCCAUCAACAUCAGCACUACAUCACUAAUAGCAACACUCUACAUUUCUCCUGAAGGCAGUGUGGAGGUUUCACCAAAGAAUAAAGUUUUUGCCUACGGGGACUAUGUCACACUGAACUGUACAGCAAGAGGAGGUCCAGACAACAUAUUCAGUUGGCUCUACAAUGACAUCUCUGUUGGUUAUACCCAGAUGCUGACAAUUGUACACUUCACAAUAUCUGAUGCAUUGACAUAUGAGUGCAGGGUUGAUAAUCCUGCUGGUAAUGGCACUGACACCACACAACUCUACCUUGAACCAAGGUUUGUAUCAGAGCCAGCAGAUGUAUUCACCAGAGUCAAUGACACAGUCAGCCUGACAUGUAUAGUUCAGGGAAAUCCACUCCCACACAUCACCUGGGAGUAUGAAGGAGAGCUUUUGCCACUGAAUGAAGAUUAUGGAUCAGCAGAGCCAUGGUUGGGUGUUGGUCCCGAAUCAAGAGUCAGAGUGUAUGAAACCCACACCUCUGAUCACGGCUUAGCUCUGAAUAGUACUACUGAGAUAGCUGGCAUUACCUACAGUGAUUAUGGUUUGUACAGUUGCACAGCUAGUUUUGCAGUACGAGAGGAAUAUUUCAGCACUUCAUCCAACAUAACUCUUACCAUCUCUCCUGUGGGAAGUGUGAAGAUGACUCCAUCAGUAGUCAAUGUCAGUCUGAAUGACACUAUCACUGCAACCUGUACUGCUGAGGGAGGUCCAGACAAUCAGCUCACCUGGAGUGCUGUUGCAACUGAUGGACAAGUCACCAUUCUCCAGAAUGAGCCUGAACUGGUGGUGGAGGUUGCUGAAGUUGAUGAUACUGUUUACCGCUGCCUUGUGGAAAACUCUGCCGGCUAUGAAGAAACCAAUCUUACAGUUUACUUUGUUCCAGUUAUUGUAAUUGUUCCACCACUGGAUGUCAAUGUCACUAGAGCCGAAGAAUUGCAUUUGACUUGCUGUGCCAGGGGGUUUCCUGUUCCUUCGAUAGAGUGGUACCACAAUGACUCUCUAAUCAAUAUAAGCACCUCAUACUACAUACCUGAUCAGAGGCUCACUAUUUGCAGUGUUCUUGUUGAAUAUAGCACAGACCUGUCCGAUGGUGGGAAGUAUGCAUGCAGAGGUAUCAACAUAGCCGGUAAUGUGACGUCCAUCCCACCAUCUUUUGUUCUAGUCCAAGUUUUUCUAGAUCGACCAGUCAUCACUGGUGUACAGAAUGUAACAUCAGAGAGUGUUGUCCUCCAGUGGGUGGAGCCACACCACAACAAUGCCCCAAUACUUGGGUUCUACAUCUACACAUAUGGUGAUCUAGUGGGAAAUGUGACAGCUGAUGAAGACUCCCUGAAUGUGACUGGACUGAUGCCAGACACAGAGUAUGUGUUCACUGUCACUGCCUUCAACAGCAUUGGCAUCAGUCAGCCAAGCCUACCCUACGUGGUACAACCUUAGAAGCAGCUCCAUCAGCUGCUCCGGAUAAUGUAACUGCUAUAGUGCUAUCUAGUACUCAAAUCAUAGUCUCCUGGGAUGAGGUACCCACUGGAGAGAGAAAUGGAGGCAUCACCUACUAUGAAGUACUGUACAACCCUCUUGAUUCUUUUGAGGGAGGGAUAGCAAAUGGAAGUGUCGCAACAGUCAACAGAUCCCUUCUGCUAGAAGGGCUAGAGGAAUAUGUGACUUAUAGCAUCACAGUCAGAGCUCACAACAUUGCAGGAGCUGGACUAUUUAGUGACGCUCUUCUUGCAGAUACACUGGAAGAUGUUCCUUCAGCUGCUCCAACAAAUCUGGGGGUGACUGCUGUUUCUCCAACAGUUUUGGUUGUAGUCUGGACUGCACUGCCAGAGAGGGACUGGAAUGGGUUAAUUUGGUAUAUUGUACAAUUCAGACAGGCUUCAUCACAGAUGGAGUAUUCUUCUGUUUCUACGUCUAACACAACAGUAACACAGUAACAAUAGAAGGACUGCUGAUUUUCACAGAGUACCGUGUUCGUGUGAGAGCAGCAACAAGUGUAGGAAGCGGACAAUACAGUGGAACAGUUUUUGAGACUACACUUGAAGAUGUUCCCAGUGCUGCUCCUGUUAAUCUGGUUGUGACUAAUGUGACAUCUACCACUGUUGGGCUAAUGUGGGGAGAAAGUCCCCGAGAUGAAUCAAAAUGGGAUUAUAACUGAGUACCACCUGAGGUUUCGUCAGCAAAACGCUGAUAACAACUUGUGGACAGAUGUGACAGUUCCAGGAUCAAACCUCACUGCAAGUCUUGGAGAUCUCCAGGAGUUUGCGACAUACGUUAUUCAAAUUAGUGCUGCAACAGUAGCAGGCGUUGGUCCGUUCACUCCUGAGCUAAAUGUUACUACCUUUGAAGAUGUACCCUCAGCACCUCCUGUAGGCAUCCAAGUGACGGUUCUUAAUUCAACCAGCUUGAAGGUAACGUGGGAGCCCCUCUCACCCGCUGACGAGAAUGGAAUCAUAACUUGUUUUGAGUUGGAAUACAGUUCAGUAUAUUCAAUUCAGCAGCAGUGUAUUUUUGACCUGAUGAUAGAACUAGUUGGGUUAGAAGAACACACACAGUACUCCAUUAGAGUAGCAGCAUACACUUCAGUUGGUGCUGGACCAUUCAGUGAAUCAGUAGUGGCAACAACUGAGCAGGACGAGCCAUCUUCACCACCAGCAACAGUUGUUGCAGUCUCAUUAUCACAGUCCACCAUACAAGUAGCAUGGGAUGAGGUGCCAGAAAGGGAUCGCAAUGGUAUCAUCACCAUGUAUGAGAUAGAGUACUGGAAGAGUGGGGACCAAGCCAGCCGUGACAAUGUGACUUUAGAUUCUGAUGUUUUCCUGGAUGAGCUGACCAUGUUAGAGGAUUUUCAAACAUACAUUAUUCGCGUGAGAGCCUACACCGUGGUUGGUGCAGGACCCUACAGUGAACCAAAGACAGCUGAACCACAACAAAAUGCUCCCUCUGGUCCACCUCUGAAUGUGACAUCUCAAACUGUAAGCUCCUCAUCAAUACUAGUCACGUGGGAUGAGGUACCAGCUGUUCAGAGAAAUGGAAUCAUCACUAAGUAUGAGGUGCAGUACAACCAUACAGCCUACAGUAGUUCAGACAGCAGCACACAAACCGAGCAAACAUCAAAUCAGACGAUAGUGCUGGUUGGUCUCCAUGAGUAUACAGAGUACCUUAUCCAAGUUCGUGCUCACACUAUUGUGGGUCAUGGACCAUAUAGCAAUCACACUGUGUCCAUCACUCUACAAGACAGACCAAAAGCACCGCCAGAAAAUCUAAGGGUGUUCCCUCUGAACUCUACCUCUCUCACUGUCUCCUGGGACUCUGUACCACCAGUUCAUCAGAAUGGAAACAUCACUAAAUAUGAAGUAGAAUAUAACCAAACAAAAUUUCCUGCUGUACCCAGACAGAUUAAGAUCACAGUGGAUGGUGUAAAUAUGACGGAGGCACUUGAUGAUCUACAGGAGUAUGUCAAGUAUUUUGUGAGAGUCAGGGCAUACACUAUCGUUGGACCUGGAGACUACACUUUGCCAGUGCAGCAGACAACACUGGAGAAUGCUCCUUCAGGAUAUCCGACAGAUUAUGAAGUGACUCCGCAAUCUCCCAAUUCUGUGAUCAUGGAGUGGGGUCCAGUUCCAGAGAUAGACCAGAAUGGAGUCAUAACUUCCUAUGAAGUGGUCUACUCUCAGAGCAGUAUUGACUACCUCCCCCAGUCAGGGACUGUGACUGCCACAGAGACAUCCACAUCCGUGGGUCCACUGCAGCCCUUCAUUCCAUACAACCUGACUGUGAGAGCUUUCACCAGUGUUGGGGCUGGCCCCUUCAAUCCCACACCUACAACUACAACCAUCACAAAUGCAACUGGUCUAACCAUCUCUGGUCAAAACUAUUACGAAGUAAAGGAAGGAGAGAAUCUAGAUGUGAUCUGCAGACCAUCACUAGAGACUGUAGGACUGGAAUGGGAACUGCCACAAACAGUUGUUUCCAAUGAGGCCACCACAGUGGUCCAGUACAGAGAGCCACUCCGCCACACCUUGACCAUCCGCAUGGCCAACAUCAACCACAAUGGAAGCUAUACCUGCAGUGUUGUGGGAGAUGAACAUGGAGUUAUCUCCCCUAUUACUGCCAGUGUUCGAGUCCUAGAGAAGUGUCUGGAAGAUUUUUCUGGUGGUGUCUUUUGGGACGUUGCCUUUGAUGGAGACACAGUGGCUAAACCAUGCAGAGCUGUUGAUGAGAGAUUUAGUCCAGUGGUGAAGGUGUACAGGAGGUGUUUGUCAAAGAGGAGAUGGACAUCAGUUGAUUUCUCGGGUUGUGUUCUGUCUUCUGGUGAGCAACAAGUCCUCGUCAUCAUCUCACUACAAGCCAUCAUCACCAGUGAUGGUGAUAGCAGUAGUCAAAUAAACAUUUCCAGGCUCAAUGAUGAGUUGAGGGAGAUUACCGUUGCUAGUGGAGGAUCAACUCCAACAAAUUCAUCUCUCACAAUUCUGCCUCAGACUCUGGACCAGCAGUACUCUCUGCUAGUAUGGAAGGUGUCCUACACCACUGCAGAACUGGCACUGGCUGGACAACUGGAGAGUGUGUUCUGCAGUGACCAUAACUUCACCAUAAACUCCAGUAGAGUUGUCAUUGACAGUAAACCUGAUAUUGUGGCUGUCAUGAGAUCAGAUUUCUGUGAAUGCAAACACGUUCAAGUCAUGAGUAUGGGUGAUAAUGAGGGAUCAGACAAUAAUGAAGGCACUCUUACUUUUAAGCAGUGUCCUAACAUGAUUUUGGUUCAGGAGCUUUGUAAUGGCACCAUUGCUAGUCCCCUGUGACUGCCAACCAUUUCAAGAGUGUCAGUGUGCAUCUCCCUAUGUUGGCGAUGGGUCACUGUGUGUGUUGGACAGUGAUGGAGAUGGCUACCCAGACAGAGCUCUGAAAACUUGUUCCACUGGUGACCAGCAGACGUACUGCAGUGAGGACACCUGUCCCUUUGCCCCAAAAUCAUGAUCAGAGUGACACCUCACCUUGUGUAGGAGAUGAAACAGAUUGUCCUGAGGAGGUGGAUGAAGACUGGAAUAUCCAGUGGCCUUUCACUCCAGCUGGAGUUACUGUUACUGUAUCCUGUGGUGUUGACUUUGUUGGUAAUGCUACCAGACUGUGUCAAUCAACUCUGAUUUGGGCUGAGACUAACGUGACCAACUGUCAGAGUCGUGUGUUUGUUGACAUCAUGGAAAGAGCUGAAGAGGCUAUCGAGAGUGAGGAUACUGAGGUAGUGCUUGAAGUUGUUGGGGAAUUAGUAGAAGCCACAGCAGAUGAGGAAACCCCUCAAUUACCACGUGAUCUUAACACCACCAAUGAAAUUAUUACAGAAACUUUAGAUCUUCUCUUCAGUAAUCUAGACACUACAACUGGACAGAAUGAGACAAAUAUAACAGUAGCAGAUGCUACAGUAAUAUUUGAAGCUCUGGACAACAUUCUGUCAGAGAGCAACCAAGCAGGUUUUGACAGCCUACAAGAGAUUGGAGUGGGCAGUCAGGCUGUUCUGAUGAAUGCCGAGUCUUUUGGACUGUUUGCUGCUCGAGUGCUGGCCACAGAUGAAGAUAUGAGGCCCGGUCAAGUUGUAAAUAUCACUGGAGAGAACAUGGCUCUAAGGGCCCAGAGUAUAGUAGUAAAUGAGGGCACUCGGUACUCAUUCCCAAGUCCAGAGGAGGUCAAGAACCUUGCUCUGCCUAACGCCACUCUAGCCAACAUCUCCCUUACUUCUUCAUUCCUGGCCGAGCGAGCUGCUGGUCAAGACUCAAUGUCAGUGGUAGUAGCCAGUGUACUCUUUGCCACCCUUCAAACAUUUCUUCCUCGUACUGCAUCAGACGGUGUUGGUGGAGAGCCAGCAUCUCUGAUUAUUUCCACUCAAAUAGCAGUUGAUGGGGAAAAGAUAACCACAAACAGUCAGUCAGAAGAACAAGCUGUUGCAAUCGAGUUCCAAUUCCCAGCUGUGCCCAUUAGAGACAUUUUUGAAGAACUGGUAGUGCGGUGUGCGUUUUGGAACUUUGGAAAUGACUCUAAGAAUCUGGCAGACAGUGGUUGGUCAGUGGAGAAUGUGACUACAGAGAAGAUAACAGUCAGUGGAGACCAAUCCACUGUCCAGUGCUCCAGUACCCAUCUCACAAGUUUUGCUGUUCUGGUGGAUGUCAGGGGAGUCAAGAUAAAUCCAAGAGCACUCUCUGUUGUGUCAUACAUUGGUCUGUCCAUAUCCAUUAUUUGCCUCAUCUUUACCAUCAUAUUCUUCAUUAAUCUUCGGAAAAAGUUGUUUACUGCUGUCCACAACUUUAUUCACCUCAACCUGGCCAUAUCACUGCUGAUUGGAUACCUGGUGUUUGCUCUUGGAGUUGAGCUUGCUGCCAGCAAUAAGAUUGGCUGCAAGGCAGUGACAGCCCUGGUCCAGUACUUCUUCCUGGCAGCCUUCUCGUGGAUGCUGUGUGAGGGAGUCAUGCUCUACCUCAUGCUGGUAAAGGUCUUCUCAACACUCAAAGAGAAGUGGUGGUUCUUUCUCCUUCUUGGUUGGGGUAUCCCCCUGCCAUUUGUCAUAAUUGGACUUGGAGCUCUGCAUGAGGAGUAUGGUGUGAAAGACAUCACUGGGAAAUACCAAUAUUGCUGGCUCUCAUCUGGUGAUGGAACAUACGCUAUAUGGACUUUUGUUGCUCCAAUGCUUGCCAUCAUACUGAUAAAUGUUGUGUUUCUGGUGCUGGGUUCUUUGGAGCAUUUACAAAGCCAGAACCAACCAACAGCUCACAAAGAAAACAAUGAAGGGGGAAAUGAAAGGAAGCAACAUGGAUGUGGUCAAGCACAUUUUGAAAGCCACGGUCAUUCUCCUGCCACUGCUGGGAAUGACCUGGGUGUUUGGACUGCUGGCUGUCAAUGAGAACACUGCAGUGUUUGCCUGGCUCUUCACCAUCUUCAACUCUUUACAGGGUGUAUUUAUAUUUUUCUUCCAUGUUUUAAGAAACAAGACUGUAUCAUCAAGAGUACACAAGAGAUACUCCCUGUAUUCUUCAACCAUCUCUAACAAGUUUGGAACACUCUCAAGCACAUUGCGCAGAUCAAGGACUUCAUCAACAAGUUCUUCAAGGCCACCAUCUCUGAGCUUCUAUGGCAGCAGAACCUUGUCUGAAGCAGAGAGUCACUUCAAUCGUGAGUCCAUCAUUGUACAGAGUCCCAAAGCUUCCAGUCAUCUUUGAGGGGAAGGAGAUGGACCUCAGGUUCUCUACGCUGAAUGAGAGUGAUGUAUUUGAUGAUGAGAUUGAGGAGGAAGAAGAAAGUGCAUUUGCGCCUAUUGUUGUGCACUCUGUCAGCAUUGUAAAGGUCAAUCCUGGAGCGAUGGACGACAACUAAACACUCUUUCAUAAUGCAUUUAUCUUUUAUUGCCUGUCUGCAUAUAUGUUUUAAGACAGAUUUAAAAUACUACAUGCAAGUAGGGUCACUGGAGGCCUUGACAAAAUUUGUUUUUUUCUCUGCCUAGCUAUUUUGCUUUUCUUUUUUGCUCAAUAUUUUUACCUAUUUUGCUUUAUAAGUGUACCUCUUUUGCUUUUUAUUGUACGCAAUUUUCUUGUAGAAAUUUCCAUUAAAAAUGUCUGAGUACAUACUAAAACACUAAACAACUGAGUCAUUAUGAAAAAUGGAACGACUGUUGUACUGUAACAUGACUGACGGUUAAUUCCUCCUCAGAAAGCCAAAAAAUGGACGUGCCCUGACCGUAUAUUUGUAAUAAAACGUGUAUUCUACCAUGCGAAACAUU